AUGCCUGGAGAAAAUCCAUCACCUGCUCAAGGCACCAAGUCGAAGAAGAACAAGAAGAAGAGCGCGAAAGCCAAGGAGAACCCCCAAGAGUCCGAGAACGAGCACCCAGAUGUGUCGGAAGCCAAGGGUGAUGCUGCUCAGAUCGAUGAUGAACCCACCAAUUCAAUAGCGACCUCGGAUGCCCACAGUGCUCAACCAGAAGCCGCCAAUAUCAGCGCGCAAAAUAACCACUCUGAGAGCCAGAACCCCACAGGAGAUGCUGCUCAAGAGACCUGCGACCCUUCCUCCAGCGAUGCCGAGCCCAAAGACCGGUUUGAUGCGCUUGUUCGAGACCGAGACUCUCUCCGUGCCGAGGUCACCGAUAUGCGCAAGUCCCUCGAAGAGAUCCAGUCCAGACACAAAGCAGACAUGGAGUCCCUGCAACAGAAGUUGGAGGAUUCGGAGACCAAGAAGGAACAGGCAGAAACACAAUUUCAGAACCUACUGGAGCGCGUGAAUACAAUUAAGUCACAGCUCGGGCAACGAAUGAAGGAGGAUGCUGAAGAAUUGGCGCAAGCUCGAUCCCAGAUCGAAGAAAUUGAGGAUGACAACGUGAACUUGAAGGAGCAGCUCGAAUCAAAGUCUAUGGAGCUAUCGAACCUUGCAGAGGAGUCGGCCCAGCAGAUGAGGGAGAUCUCUACCCUUCGGGAUCGGACGAACCUAUCCCAGCAGAAUUGGCUCAAGGAAAAGGAAGAGCUGAUGGAACAUGAAUCUUAUCUUCAAGCAGAAUUUGAACAGGCCAAAGAGGCUAUGCACAGCUGGGAAGUUCUUGCAAUGGAGGAGCGAUCAAUUCGUGAGAAUCUGGGCGAGAAAGUCACCGACUUGGAAGAGCAGCUGGGUAACCUCCGGGACGCCUAUGAAAAAGCCUCGAAUGAUCGCGACAGCCAACAAUCGACAGUUGACGGUCUGCAAAGGGCCCUGCAGGAGAUUCAGACUGCACGAAAACAGGAGCUUCGGGAGCUGGUGGAGAGUUCAGAUUCCCAGCUUGAAGAGUUGAGGCGAUCUCUGCGAGAAGCACAACAACAAGCUGGUGAAGCUGAUAAGAAUCUUCACGCGGCGCAGGAAGAACUGGAACGAGCGCGUCCGUUUGAGAAAGAGGUCAAGGAGAAGAAUCUUCUCAUUGGCAAGCUGCGACACGAAGCAGUCACUCUCAAUGACCAUCUGACGAAGGCCUUGCGAUUCCUCAAAAAGGGAAAGCCAGAAGACAACGUGGACCGGCACAUUGUCACAAAUCAUUUGUUACAUUUCCUAGCUCUGGAUCGGUCGGAUCCAAAGAAAUUCCAGAUUCUCCAGCUGAUCGCAGCUCUACUGGGCUGGGACGAUGAACAACGCGAACAAGCAGGACUGACUCGACCAGGAACUUCAAGCAUGCCAGGGAAGCUUCGAGUGCCCGGUACUCCUCUACGAACGCCCAGCACCCCAAACCUGGCCACCGAGUUUAUGGACAACGGUGCUUCGAGCAAGGAAACGUUGGCCGAAUUGUGGUCUAACUUCCUGGAGCAGGAAGCAGAGGCGGGAAAUAUCAACUCGAUGAGGCGAGGGAGUCAUCCAGGCCCCAUGAAGCCAUAG
This is a messenger RNA of Penicillium atrosanguineum, 1608 nucleotides long. RefSeq names its product putative Golgi matrix protein. Lineage: Eukaryota; Fungi; Ascomycota; Eurotiomycetes; Eurotiales; Aspergillaceae. Bases 1 to 1608 code for a protein of 535 amino acids. Gene Ontology annotation, molecular function: small GTPase binding. Gene Ontology annotation, cellular component: Golgi apparatus. The transcript has 6 exons. The record is from RefSeq and is a predicted model, not a curated record. Gene Ontology annotation, biological process: Golgi organization; endoplasmic reticulum to Golgi vesicle-mediated transport.